Molecule: messenger RNA, 1023 nt
Organism: Onychostoma macrolepis
Lineage: Eukaryota; Metazoa; Chordata; Actinopteri; Cypriniformes; Cyprinidae
Product: cardiomyopathy-associated protein 5
Exons: 2
Coding region: 343-1023 (226 amino acids)
Source: RefSeq, a predicted model, not a curated record
GAGAAGCUCACGUAUCUGUGAAGUAUUUUUAGGUUUGGCAGGGUGAUGCAAAAAACCCAAUCUCUGCUUUCAUAAUGUGACACCAGGAUUGCAAAGUUAAACUCUGGACAGCCUUGAUGUUCCCAGGAUGGGCUGAUAAAUCUUCAAGCACAAUUAAAAUUUCACCUUUUGAGGAUGACUGGCACCUGAGUAGAUGUGAGCGGAGGCAGAAAACGGGACGCCGCAUCGGUCUAUUUACAGAUAAUGCUGAGCUAGAGAAAGUUCCCACGGCUGAAAUGACACGAAGAGAGCGUCCCGCUCGCCUGCAAAGCGCCUCUGAUUAAUGCAACCUGCAACAAAAAAAUGGAAACGAUGGAAAUAAUGGAUGCAGAGAGCCAGAUGACAGCACUUCUGGACGACACGCUGGCGGAGGAACAGCUAAACGAUGAGGUGGAGGAUUUGAGCAACAGUUUGAGAGAGGUGGUCCAGGAUGGAGCGGUCAAGCCCAAGCUCCACUGCCUGAUGAUGGAUCCGUCCUUCUCGAUGGUGACGGUCCAGAGUGAGGACAGCGGGAUCGUUUGGGAAACCGCUUCCAGCCGCUGCUCCACACCCUGGGCCUCCGAGAUCAACGAACCCGGAUACAGCUGCUGCGGCUCCGGAGCGGCCGGCAGGAUCAUCUUCAUCAUGGACGAAGAACUGAUGAGCAGAAGAAAGAGGAAGCCAAAGUCUGAGAAAUCAAAGAAGCUUCCUCGGGUCAGCCACGAGAUCCUCGCUGAAGCGGAGAGACCGGCGAUGGUGGAAGUGUCUCUCCCGAAUGUGACACGAGAAGAAGGAACAGAGGAACACAAGACAGCAGAUCUGAGAGCAGAAAAGCACCAGCGCUUGUUCAGUCUCGUCUCUGAAGGAUCUGAGAUACUAAACAUCAUCGCUCCGCCGAGAGUCUCCACCGUGGAUGAAGAGGAGAGCAAAGGUCUGGAAGAUAACUUGUAUUACCUCGAGGAGACGCCUGCUGUGAAAUCCGCAGAGAUCCCAGGACGAACCUGA